Molecule: messenger RNA, 1560 nt
Organism: Staurois parvus
Lineage: Eukaryota; Metazoa; Chordata; Amphibia; Anura; Ranidae
Source: the annotation of a GenBank genome assembly
AUGUGUUCUUUGAAUUUGUUCCCUGCACCUCUUGCUCGUGGAGAUAUGAUGCUGUAUGAACACAACAAUAAAAUGAUGCCAUGGCAUACAAGUAGCAGCCCACCCUCUUCAUUUAAUAUUUCUCUGGUAAAUGUUCUAGAAAUUACAAUUCCUCUGGAUUUAGUGAAGGUUCCGGGCAGAAUGGAAAUGAGCAGCAAAGCUGCUUUUAUUCAUCAUAAGGAGAGUGUGUGGAAGAGAUGUUUGAAUUCAUGGAAGCAAAUGGGUCUUGCUGGAAUGCUUGAGGAGAUAUCUAACUCAGAAGGAGAAGUGCCCCAAUGUUUGUGUCGUGUGUCUUGCUGCUGUCUUGCUUUAUGUCGCUGGUUUUCCUCUUUCCAUGGGUCACUGUUCCCACACCUGUCAAUGAAAAGUGAAGAUCUAACAGCAGAAUUCUCCCAAGGUCGUUACUGGACCACUUGUUCGCUCAGAACUUUAGCUUGGCAUCCACACACAAACAAGUUUGCUUUGGCUCUCGUAGAUGACUCCAUUCGAAUAUAUGCAACAGGAAGCUCAGUCACACCAAUAUUAAAGCAUCGCCUACAGAAGGAUGUGGCCAGCAUGGCAUGGAAGCCUUUGUGUGCAUCUAUAUUAGCUGUAGCCUGUCAGAGCUGUGUAAUUGUGUGGCAUGUAGACCCAACCUCCUUAUCAACAAGGCCUUCUUCUGGCUGCUCACAGAUCCUUUCACACCCAGGUCACAGUCCAGUCACUAGUGUUUGUUGGUCUCCUAAAGGUGGGGUGUUGCUGUCUUCAUCUCCUGUGGACACUGCCAUGUUGGUGUGGGAUGUGUCUACUGAGACCUGUGUACCACUUCAGAGAGUUGGAGGAGGAGGUGUUACAUUCUUGUCUUGGUCUCCUGAUGGCAGCAAGGUGCUUUCUGCUACACCAUCUCCUGUGUUCAGAGUAUGGGAGACCCAGAUGUGGACAUGUGAGCGAUGGCCAACACUCAAAGGCCGUUGUCAAACUGGCUGCUGGAGCCCAGAUGGAAGUCGCCUACUGUUUGCAGUGCAGGGAGAGUCUGUAAUAUACAGUCUGUCCUUCACUGCUCCGGAAGGUGAGAUGCACUGUUCUGUUGGUGGAAGUCGAAGUGCAACAGUGGUCGCUGAUGUAUCUGAGACUGUUUUCGACACAGAAAUGGGGGAAAUCAGAAUCGGUGGAGAAAUCCAGUCUAUGGUUUGGGAUCCGAGUGGAGAGAGACUUGCUGUGCUGUUGAAAGAGAACCGCAAUGAUAAUACAAGUGAAUCCGUGAUUGCUGUUUACAGGACAAAGAACAGUCCCAUAUUUGAGCUGCUUCCUUGUGGCUUCCUUCCAUGCAGAGUGGGUGAGGAUCCGCACUUUAUGCAGUUUCAUCCUUGUUUCCCAAAAGGGGCGCUACUCACUGUGCUCUCAAGUUCUGGUCGCCUCUCCCAUGUGCCCUUCUACUUUGUGAAUGCACAGCAUCCGCGGUUUAUUCCAGAGACUGAAACCAUGGCGCUGGCUGAUGACAGCAAUGCAAAAGGCACACCUUUGCUUUUUACACAAAACUAA